This is a messenger RNA of Linum trigynum, 1917 nucleotides long. The record is from the annotation of a GenBank genome assembly. Lineage: Eukaryota; Viridiplantae; Streptophyta; Magnoliopsida; Malpighiales; Linaceae.
CAGUGACUGUCUGUGUAAUUUGCAAAUAUCACUAAUUCGUAUUUCUUCUUUCACCCGAUAAACGAAAAGAAAAGUUACACGCGCGGCGUUUGGAGUCGUCGUCGUCAGUCGUCUCCCUCGUCGCUGUCUCUCUUCGUGCUCAUUCAUAGUUGGCUGCUGCCUGUGACGAAUAGAAUCGAUCCACCAUACACCGGAGGCCACGACAGUAUCUCUUCUUCUUCUUGGAACUCCGUCUCGGUACCUUGCGAUCAAGUUUCGCGGUCAGUUUCCCGGCGACCUAUUUGUCGAGGUAAUUUCCAAUUGGCCUGAACCUUUUUCUUCCCGCGCUUUCACCAUCAACUAUGGUCUUAGCUUCAUUAAAGCUUCCAACUUGAUCCGUUUCUCCUUCCUUUUUUUUGGGUUUGAAUUUGGAUUUUGACCAUUCCGCUGCAAAUUCUAUAGGCUAAACUUGUAUUUGAACAACCUAUACAAUGGCUAUACUUCGCCAAUCUGAAAAGCUAGGGCUGCCGCUGAUGAAUCUUGUUAGAUUCAAGGGAAUGCCCAUACUCGACCAACUCAAGUUGGAGGAAAAGUUGCUACGGACGACUUCAGAUAACUGUUGUAUUGUGAAUGAUGGAGCAGAUGCCCCCACCAUAGUCAUGGGAGUAUCAGGGAAACUUGCUGAACUUCUUGAACUCGAGUCUGUGAUUGGAGACAACGUUCCUGUUAUCAAACGAUUUACAGGUGGUGGUACAGUUAUAGUCGAUGAAGGGACUAUUUUUGUCACUCUCAUAUGCAACAAGGAUGCUGUUCCUAAGGUGCAACCAUAUCCUCGUUCAAUCAUGUCAUGGAGUGGUAAAUUGUAUGAUGAAGUGUUCCAAGGGAUUGGGGAUUUUCAACUGCGGGAGAAUGAUUAUGUAUUUGGUAAUCGCAAGUUUGGUGGGAAUGCCCAAUCUAUAACAAAAGACCGAUGGAUUCACCAUACUUCCUUUUUGUGGGACUAUGAGGAUCGGAACAUGACUUAUUUGAAGCUACCUUCUCGUGCCCCCGAGUACAGAUCGGCAAGAGAUCAUACAGAAUUUGUGUGUCGGAUGAGGGAGUAUUUGCAGAGAUCAGCUUUCAUAGAUAAAACCAUCAAAGCUCUUGGCAACUACUUUUUGGUGCAACCAGCAAACCCAUCUGAAGUUAGCUCCUGUCAGGUAGCAAAAUUUGCUCACUCCACUAGGCUUCUGUCGAAGCAAGAACUUGAGGAUGCUUGCUCAUCUAGUAAACCUGGGACUAUAGCUCAGAGUGCAAGCAUUUGAUUCGGCAAUCAGAAAGUGUGUUGUAGCUUGCCUCGAAUGUCAAGGAGCUCCUUCCACAGGUUUACACUGAACGCUAACCCAAGUUUCAUAAUGUUCAGGAGUUAUGUUCAUAUUGUUACUUUUUUCCAUCUUCAACAUGAACCGUUGAACCAAUUGACCAAUUCAUCAGCAUCGGAUUAUUAGUACACAAGCACAUUGUUUACAGUCCUGCUUGUCAAGUUCAUGCGAGGCAGAGUCAAUUGAAUAACCCCCUCGUGGGUAGGGGUCUGUAGUAUUCAAUGGAGUUGAUAAAACUCUCACCUGAAGUCUGCAGGGUCACAGUGAAACGUAAACAACACAACACAACACACAGAAGAAAAGAAACAGUAUUGUGAAAACUACUACUGUUGUCCUGCUUUUGCUGUAAGGCCCACCACAAGCCUCUUUUCCCCAGUUUUGUUACUUGCUUACUGUUGCAUGUUGCGAUUUUCUGGUAACCGUCCAUGAAUAUUAUUAUAAUAGUGUGUUGUUUGUCUGUUCUGAAUGUUUGACACAAACGAGAUGACAAAACACAUGGUCACUUCCUUGCUGGAAUUUAAUUGUCCAACAGUCUUAAGCAGCAGGAUUUAAAGAAGUCUGUUACUGAAAUGGGACU